Molecule: messenger RNA, 2468 nt
Organism: Mus musculus (house mouse)
Lineage: Eukaryota; Metazoa; Chordata; Mammalia; Rodentia; Muridae
Gene: Slc39a4
Product: solute carrier family 39 (zinc transporter), member 4
Exons: 11
Coding region: 619-2316 (565 amino acids)
Biological process (GO): transmembrane transport; metal ion transport; bicarbonate transport
Cellular component (GO): cytoplasmic vesicle; apical plasma membrane; recycling endosome membrane
Molecular function (GO): zinc ion transmembrane transporter activity; zinc ion sequestering activity; identical protein binding
Source: RefSeq, a predicted model, not a curated record
GCAGCAAGUACCCUGCAGAAAUCUCCCAUUGUAGCCCAUAUUGGACCCAGCGGCCUUAGCUCAGGAGCCAAGAGCAGCACCCCCACCCUCACCCAGGCUACAAGAUUUGGAAUUUGUCUAAGCUGCUUGGGCUGAGAGGCAGCUGGUGAAGGGUGGAGGGAAGCCUAAGAGCUCUCCUGAAAAUGUCAAAUAGAACGCCCAUGUUUGACUUGAUAACAUCUACGCGCUCAAACCUUUAAUCCCCCUAGCUUCUGGUCCAGUGGCAAGGUAACAGGCGAGGGUGAUCUGGGCUCUUCAGGGAACAGAGGAAGCCCUGACUGGCAGUUCAGGGUGUGACAGGUUCAAGCCGCCCACCUAAGGACAGGGACCCACCUUUAGCUCCAGCCCCAGGAGGCACCAGCUCUUUCUCCCCAGGCUUUCGGGGAGGAUCUGCCACUGGAAUGGCUAACCCAGCAGCCAAUCACAGAGCCCUGUAGGAAAUAUCUGGGAGAGGUCUUGGAGCUAGGGCCAAGGCAAGUUGAACCCAGCUCCAGUCUGGCCCCGGACAGUCCCAGCUGUCUCCAGCUAGCCCAGAAGUCAGCACCUCUACAAGGAACGCUUUUGGGGGCCUGAGGCGUGAUGCUCCCAAAGUCGGUCACACAGGGACUUGUGUUGGCUCUGCUGGUGGGCACAGUGGCAGUGGCCCGGCCCAGGAACCUGCUCAGCCUGCUCGCCUUGGGCCAGGGUGCUCUGGAUCGCCUGGAACUGGACGGCCUGUUAAAUACGCUGGUGGCCCGUGUGCACUGCACCGACGGGCCGUGUGAAAAGACCUGUGUAGAUCUUCCCCAACUGCUGGAGGAGGCUGAGGCAGCAGGGGUUUCCAAAAGCGCCGGCCUGGUCUUGACUGCCUUGCUGGAUCAUGUCAUUAAUGGGUCCUGCUUCCAAGGCCUGCCUAGCCCUCAGUACUUUGUGGACUUUGUGUUCAGGCUACACAGUAGUGACCCUCCCAAUAUCACGCUGCAUGAACUGGAGAAUUUGAUGCAUCACCUUGGGGUGGGUGGAGAGGACCACAGUGACCAUGAUGACCACGGUGAUCAUGCUGACCACAGUCAUCCGGACAGGAAAGCCAGCCACCAAGACUCUGAGCUCCAUACUCCCCACAACAGCAACUCUAGUGUAUGGGACACGCUGUGCCUGAGUGCCAAAGAUAUAAUGGCUGUGUAUGGGCUAUCUGAAGAGGCUGGGGUGAGCCCUCAGGCCUGGGCCCAACUGACCCCUGCCUUGGUCCAGCAGCAGCUAAGUGGAGCCUGCAGCCCCUACCCCACUAUCCGUAUUCAGGACCAGCUCAGUCAAACAGAGAGGUAUCUCUAUGGCUCGCUGGCCACCCUGCUCAUCUGCCUCUGUGCUGUGUUCGGUCUUCUGCUGCUGACCUGUGCCAAAUGCAGCACAGCCACCCACUACAUCAUGCAGACCUUCCUAAGCUUGGCUGUGGGCGCACUUACCGGCGAUGCUCUUCUGCACCUGAUACCCAAGGUGCUGGGACUGCACACACAUGGUGGAGAGGGUCACACCCAUGAGGAGGAGGUGGGCGUUGGUGGGCAGGCCACCUGGCGCCUGCUGGCUGUACUUGGAGGCUUCUACAUCUUCUUCCUGUUUGAGAGCUUCUUCAACCUCUUGUUGCCCAGGGACCAGGAUUCUGAGAAAGAUGGGCCUUGUAGCCAUGGUGGGCACAGCCAUGGAAUAUCUCUGCAGCUGGCACCAAGCAAUCUCCGACAGUCCAAACAGACCCAUGAAAGCUCUCGUUCAGACUUGGUGGCAGAGGAGACCCCGGAACUACUGAACCCAGAGACCCGGCGACUGAGAGCAGAGCUGAGACUGUUGCCCUAUCUGAUCACACUGGGCGACGCGGUACACAACUUCGCUGACGGGCUCGCUGUGGGCGCCGCCUUCUCAUCCUCGUGGAAGACUGGGCUGGCCACUUCAUUGGCGGUGUUCUGUCAUGAGCUGCCCCAUGAACUCGGGGACUUCGCUGCUCUGCUGCAUGCCGGGCUGAGUGUGAAGCGUGCGCUUUUGCUGAAUCUGGCCUCAGCGCUCACAGCAUUCGCAGGCCUCUACGUGGCUCUAGCAGUCGGAGUAGGCGAGGAGGGCGAGGCUUGGAUUCUGGCGGUAGCAACCGGCCUCUUCCUUUACGUGGCGCUUUGUGACAUGCUCCCAGCCAUGAUGAAUGUGCGCGACCAGCGGCCCUGGCUUCUUUUCCUGCUCCACAACGUGGGUCUGCUGGGCGGCUGGACCGUCCUGCUGCUGCUGUCAUUGUACGAAGACAACAUCACCUUCUGACAGCUCUAUCCCAUCCCAGUCCUUGUCCCUGUCUGUUGACUCUGCUUUACCUUCUUAAGCCACCUAAUUGUUGGCCCCACUACGGGUAGCCAGAGGCUUUGAGCCUCAUUUCCUUGCUCUGACUUCAAUAAAGACUUUUCAAUCAAACCCAA